AUGCAAAACAAACAUUACUUCGUCUCUAUCGAGGGCCUGCACCGCAUACAGACCGAAUAUCCGACUGACGCAGACCCCUCACCACCUCCUCUCCGUCGUGCUCCUCCUAUCACUACUACUAUUACCGGGACAGCAAAAGUGUCUCCGUGGUAUAACCCGUGUGGUCUGUCCCGAAAGACCAAGUGGAUGAUCAUUAUGACAGGACUCCUCGUCGCGGGAGUAAUCUUGGGUACCGUCGUGGGUGGAGUCGUGGGCUCGAGGAACACGAGCGAUCAAUAUCCGGACUACAGUCCGCUGCAGUACCGGCUAACAAAUGAUUACAUGGGCCCCAACUUCUUUGGCCACUUUUAUUAUUUCAGCGAAGACGAUCCUACGAGGGGGACGGUUGACUACGUCGACCGCGCAACGGCCCAGGACCUAAAUCUGACAUAUACCACCGACAACUCGGCCGUUCUCAAGGUAGACACUGUUAACCCAGCCACUGAGCGUGGCCGUCGGUCUGUCCGCAUCGAGUCAAAGGCGCAAUACGACCAUGGUCUAUUUAUCAUUGAUAUCACCCACACACCAGUCGGUUGUGGGACAUGGCCCGCGGUUUGGCUGCUAGGUCCCGACCAUCCCUGGCAUGGUGAGAUUGAUAUCGUGGAGACGGACAACCUGGCUCUGGAUGGGAAUAUCGUGACUCUGCACACCUGGGAAGGCUGUCGCGUGGAGGACGUCGAACGGAAACAAACCGGGAAGAAAGGCAAGUGGAAUUGCGGUGAUGGCGACAGGGAUGGAUGCGAUGUCCAAGGCUACCCAGAGUCUGAUGGGGAGCGGAUGAAUCAUAUGGGAGGAGGUGUUUAUGCCCUGGAACUGCGGGAGGCUGGUAUUAGGAUCUGGUUCUUCCGCCGCAGCCAGAUCCCACCAGAUAUCUCGACUAACCCGGAUCCAUCGACGUGGGGACUUCCGUUGGCUGAUUUCCCGAACACAAAGUGUGACAUUCUGUCACAUUUCAACAACAUGAGCAUCGUCAUCAAUAUUGCUCUUUGUGGUCAACAAGGUGCUGAUCCGAAGCUCUAUACUGACCAGUACCAGUGUCCGGGGAAUUGUUCGGAUUUUGUAAGGAACAACCCGGAAUAUUUCAUCGACGCGUACUGGGAGUUUAAGGGCUUCAAGGUGUUCCAGGCCUGGUAA
Molecule: messenger RNA, 1173 nt
Organism: Aspergillus chevalieri
Lineage: Eukaryota; Fungi; Ascomycota; Eurotiomycetes; Eurotiales; Aspergillaceae
Product: glycoside hydrolase family 16 protein
Exons: 1
Coding region: 1-1173 (390 amino acids)
Biological process (GO): glucan catabolic process
Molecular function (GO): hydrolase activity, hydrolyzing O-glycosyl compounds
Source: RefSeq, a predicted model, not a curated record